Molecule: messenger RNA, 1760 nt
Organism: Myzus persicae (green peach aphid)
Lineage: Eukaryota; Metazoa; Arthropoda; Insecta; Hemiptera; Aphididae
Gene: ProRS-m
Product: probable proline--tRNA ligase, mitochondrial
Exons: 6
Coding region: 459-1760 (433 amino acids)
Biological process (GO): prolyl-tRNA aminoacylation
Cellular component (GO): cytoplasm; mitochondrion
Molecular function (GO): ATP binding; proline-tRNA ligase activity
Source: RefSeq, a predicted model, not a curated record
GCAUACUUACAUAAUAGGUAUUAGUAAUAUUUAUAUUGUACAAUAAUACAAAAUACAUUUUAAUAUUCUAUUAUGGUUUUAUGAUAUAUGAACUAUGAACAAAAUGUCAAUAUUGCCAUUUGUUAAUGUCAAUGUCACACUUACAAAUCACAAAAGUAUUCACUAUCAUAAAUUAAUAAUAAUAAUAACAAUUAAUAAUACAAUGCUAUUCAGAAAUAAACCCAUGGACUAAUCACAUUUUUUUCUUUUCUAAUUUGCAAAAUAAAUUAUAGCCCAGAAUUUUUCUGUGGCGAAAACAACAAAUUUUACUCCCACUGGCUGCCACAAAAAAUGGAUUCAAUUUUCGAAAAAAGUGGUAAAGUUCGUGUUCUAUUCUGUCAGCCCACCGUUAGUAAUAAGUGGUAUUCAACGAACUUCAAACUGUUCCAUAUAAGAAUAUUUAAAAACUCGAAAUCAAAAUGAACAGCUUGAAAAAUAUGUUUAGACCUACGAAACCAAUUUCUAAAAAUGUUUCAUUUAAACCGGACGAACUCAUAUCAAACAGUCAAAAAUUGAUGUUGGAACUUGGUAUUAUCAGACAAAGUGCCAACGGAUUAUACCACUUACUGCCUCUUGCUCAGCGGUCUUUAGAUAAAUUGAUUUCCAUCAUAAAUAAAAAUAUGAUGGAUAUUGGCGCUCAGAAGAUUUCUAUGCCCGUAUUGAUACACAGUAACUUGUGGAAAAAAACAGGUCGGUUAAACAAAAACAUUGAAGAUUUAUACAUAGUGAAUGAUCGCAAAAGCAAAGAGUUCCUACUAAGUCCGACUCAUGAAGAGGUCGUUACUGAUUUAUUUAGUUCAGAUCCUAAGACGUACAAGCAAUUGCCUUUAAUGCUGUAUCAAGUUGGCACAAAAUUCAGAGAUGAGAUUAGGCCUAAGUUGGGCAUUAUCAGAUCCAAAGAGUUUCUUAUGAAAGAUUUGUAUUCUUUUGAUAGAGAUCAAACAAGUGCUACAAUUACAUACAACAAAGUUUGCCAAGCCUACGAAAAGAUAUUUAAGCGCAUUGGUGUUAAAUACAUAAGAGUUGAAGGUGCUUCAGGAAUGAUGGGUGGAAAUCAAUCCCAUGAAUUUCAUUAUCCGGCCGAAGUUGGAGACGAUACGUUAUUACAGUGUAAGAAAUGUGGUUUUGGAAUGAACAAAGAAAUGUCACCAGAGUUGGUCCAGUGUCCCAAAUGCUCUAGUACUGACAUUGAGUUUACAAGGGCUAUUGAAGUAGGCCACACUUUUCAACUCGGCACAUUUUAUUCAAACGCCUUGUCUGCCACAUACUCGGACACAGAUGGAAUUCUGAAACCUCCAUAUAUGUGUAGCUAUGGUUUGGGUGUUUCCCGAAUAAUUGGUGCAUCUGUGGAAUGUUCGAGCACACAAGAAAUAAUCCAAUGGCCGCGACCAUUGGCUCCGUUUACUAUUUGUAUAAUACCAGCCAAAGAAGGCAGUAUUGAGGAAAACACUUCUAUGAACAAUAUACACUCUCUUUACAAUCAUUUUACUGAAAUAUUUGGAGACGAUAUUAUUGUUGACGAUCGAACCCAUAUGACUAUAGGCAAGCGAUUAAUUGAAGCAAAAAAAUUAGGAUUUCCAUUUGUGGUCGUUAUGGGAAAAAAAAUAAACGAAACUCCCUCUCUGUACGAACUGUAUGAAGCUAAUACAAAGAAAUCAGAACAUUAUGAACUAAGUAGUUUAAUUAAUUAUUUUAAGCAACAAUGUUUAGACAAAAUUUGA